CAACGCUCUUGCGCGUUGUGUCCCUAGCAGAGCUGUGCUUUUUACAGUGGUCACAGCUGUUGUACUAAUAUAGUUAAAUUUGGAAACAGCACAUGAGUGCAAUUCAAAAUGAUAGAAAUUUUACUGUUGAUAAUUGUUGCCGUCGUCAGCAUCCUCUACGUCGCCCGAGUCAAGCGGCAUCCUCAUUUCCCUCCAGGACCUCCAAAUUAUCCAAUCUUUGGUAGUCUUCUUGCCCUAAGGAAGAACACGCCUUUGCACGAGACUGUUUUCCAACUUUCAAAAAAGUACGGACAAGUGGUUGGACUCUUUCUGGGUCCAAGUGCAAAGACGGUUGUGAUAAACGGGUAUGAGGCAGUCAAGCAUGUCUUAUCAAGGGAGGACUUUGCCUUUCGACCUGACGGUAUCUUGAUUCGGGCUAGAUCUUACAACAAGAAAUUAGGUGUUCUCUUCAGCGAUGGCCCAUUGUGGAAAGAGCAGCGGCGCUUCACUUUGCGCCACCUACGGGACUUUGGUUUUGGCAAGAAGGGCAUGGAAGGCCUCAUCCACGAGGAAAUCAACACCCUGAUAAACAACCUGAACCAAAGAAUCGCUGCUUCUAAGGAUGAAAUGGAAACUGAGGGAAUCCAGAUCAAGGACCUGUUCCCAGUCUCUGUCAUCAACAUUCUCUGGGCGAUCAUGGCCGGUGUCCGUUACGACCACAAAGACGAAAACUUCCAGGUACUGAUGCACAAUGUCAACGAGUUCUUUCGCAACGGAAAUCCUACUGGUGGGAUAAUGGUGCUGCCAAUCUUACGCUUUGUUCCUUUCGUCAAUGCUCCCUACAACAGACAGUUGGUGUCUGUCAAAGUCCUGCAGGAAUUUAUUCAAAAAUCUAUCAACGACCAUAAAGCUACUUACCAGGAUGAUAACAUGAGAGAUUUUCUCGACGUUUUCAUCAAGGAAAUGAAGGAGCAGCAGAACGAAGAGUAUUCAACGUUCACUGAACAACAGUUGGUGGUUUUGUGCAUGGAUCUUUUUUUGGCUGGGACUGAAACGACAGCCAGUAGCUUGGGCUAUUUCUUCCUCUACUUGAUGCAAUACCCUGACGUUCAAGAAAAAAUGAGGCAGGAGAUUUUCCGUGUGGUUGGCCGAGACAGGCUUCCCUCCUUGGACGAUAUGCCUAAGCUGCACUAUGUCCAAGCUGCAACGUGGGAAGUUUUGCGAAUGGCGAAUUUGAUUCCUUUUACAAUUCCUCACUUCACUAAGCAGAAAACCGAACUCUUUGGUUACAGCGUUCCGAGGAAUUGCUUGGUCAUGGUCAACUUGUAUUCUGUCAUGAUGGAAGAUUCCUGGGGUGAUCCUAGAGUUUUCAGACCAGAACGCUUCAUGAAAAAUGGUGUCUGUGUGAAGAAUGAGCGUCUGAUAUUAUUUGGACUAGGACCACGGGUUUGUCUGGGAGAACCCCUCGCCAAGAAUACGUCUUUUCUUUUCCUAGCCGCUCUUCUUCAAAAGUUCAGAUUUGGCAUACCAUCUCUGCACCGGAAACCAAAUAUGGACCAUUUACAAGGCUUUACCAGUUCACCCAGACCUUACCAAGUUUGUGUCACGCCAAUAUUAACCUCACUCCGCCUGUGUCUCUUACGUAACCCUUAUCUCAUUUUAAAGUUUAUCCGCGACACAAACAUGAUAAUUGAAAUAAUUUUGCUGUUCAUUGUCGUUAUUCUAAGCGUGCAAUAUAUUGGUGCUGCAAGGAAGAGUGGUAAUUUCCCUCCAGCUCUGCCUAACUAUCCCAUACUCGGGAGUUUACCAUCUCUUAGAGCAAGCACACCCUUGCACGUGACUGCCUGCAAUCUUGCAAAGAAAUAUGGACCAAUUUUCGGCAUCUAUUUAGGGCCCACAAGAACAACGAUUGUUGUAAAUGGCUACGAGGCUGUCAAAAAUGUUUUAUCGAGGGAAGAUUUGGCUUAUCGGCCUGACGCUAUUCUAUUUCGAGAGCGGUCUUACAACAAGCGUCUCGGUGUACUAUUCAGCGAUGGUCCGCUCUGGAAGGAGCAACGACGGUUUACUCUCCGUCACUUGCGUGACUUUGGAUUUGGCAAGAAAAGCAUGGAAGGAUGCAUUAAUGAAGAAAUCAGUACACUCAUGGAUAACUUGAACCGGCGCAUAUCUGACGCUAAAGACACCAUGAAGUCAGAGGGCAUCAAAAUCGCAGAUCUCUUCCCAGUGUCAGUAAUCAACAUCCUGUGGGCGAUAAUGGCUGGAGUCAGACACAGCCACGAUGACGAGCACUUUAAAGCACUGAUGCACAGUGUCAAUGAGUUCUUUCGAAAUGGAAACCCUUCUGGUGGCAUCAUGGUGAUGCCAAUUCUCCGUUUUUUGCCCAUAAUCAAUGCUGGAUACAAAAGGCAAUUGGAGUCUGCAGAAAUGUUGAAAAUAUUCAUUCAGAAAACCAUUGAUGAACACAAAGCCACAUAUCAAGAUGAUUCUAUGAGGGACUUCAUUGACGUUUUUAUUAAAGAAAUGAAAGAAAACGAAAAUAUUGAGAACUCAACUUUCCAUGAACAACAACUGGUGAUUCUUUGUAUGGAUUUAUUUUUGGCUGGAACUGAAACCACCGCAAGCAGCUUGGCAUAUUUCUUCCUUUAUUUGAUGUUGCACCCUGAAGCUCAAGAUAAAAUGAGAAAAGAGAUUCACGAAGUCGUGGGUCUUGACCGACUUCCCUCACUAGAGGACAUGCCUAGCCUUCCCUAUGUGCAAGCUGCAAUUUGGGAAAUUUUGAGAGUUGCAAAUUUGGUGCCGUUUACUCCCCCGCACUUUACCACUAAGGACGUUGAGCUUUUUGGAUACACAAUCCCUGCUAACUGUGCUGUUCUGGUGAACUUGUAUUCCGUUUUCAUGGAAGAGGAAUAUUGGAAAGAUCCAGAGGUGUUCAGACCCGAGAGAUUUAUCAAAGAUGGAGUGUGUACAAGAAAUGAACGUCUCAUCUUGUUUGGACUUGGUCCAAGGGCAUGUCUUGGCGAACCUCUAGCAAAAAAUACAUCAUUCUUGUUUCUCACGGCGCUGCUUCAGAAAUACAAAUUUAGUUUGCCAACAGCUCAACCGAAGCCGAACAUGGAUCACUUGCAAGGAUUUACUUCAUCACCCCGACCUUAUCAUAUUAGUGUUACUCCCCUGUAACUUGCAUUUUAACCAAUUUACGUAUUUUCCGUAUUUUCAUAUUUAAUCAAUAGAUGUAGUUAAAUGAUAAAAUAAUGAUGGGAAAUUCCAAAAAAAUAUUUUUGUUUUUAACUAUUAUGGUGUUAUAACUACCAAUAAAAUUAAUAUUUUUUAAAAAU
Cloeon dipterum is the source of this 3314-nucleotide messenger RNA. RefSeq lists its product as uncharacterized. Gene Ontology annotation, cellular component: cytoplasm; intracellular membrane-bounded organelle. The transcript has 14 exons. Gene Ontology annotation, biological process: xenobiotic metabolic process. The record is from RefSeq and is a predicted model, not a curated record. Gene Ontology annotation, molecular function: iron ion binding; oxidoreductase activity, acting on paired donors, with incorporation or reduction of molecular oxygen, reduced flavin or flavoprotein as one donor, and incorporation of one atom of oxygen; heme binding. Lineage: Eukaryota; Metazoa; Arthropoda; Insecta; Ephemeroptera; Baetidae. Bases 109 to 3156 code for a protein of 1015 amino acids.